GAUCGAAUGUGGGGAGAAUACUUGAUUGUGAUUGGCUCAUUUUUAUGACCCACGGUUCAUGACACCGAACACGACGCAUUGGGUGCUUUCCAUGUAGUGAAACAAGUAUCAUUUUAUCCUUGUUAAUCAUUAAAAGCCAAGAAAGAUAGAACGAUACUUAUGUCGACUUGUGUCACUAAAUGGAAAGCAUUGUAGAAUAGGUCGUAGGCGCCAUAGACGCCUCGCACACAGGAUCUGCAUUCAUGCGGUUACGCAUCCGAGAGUGAGGAGGUUGUGUACAUACGUGUCGCGAGCUUUCUAUACGAGCGCGUAGUGUGAGUGCGGUGCGCACGCGCGCCGGAGUGAGUUGCGUGUAUGCAUGUGUGCGUGCGUGAGCGCGCGUGUGUACGGUAUAGAUAUACGGAUUUUGCAAUUGGAAUCAACGCGAAAUCCCGUCGUCUCGAUCCUCUAACAACAUCAUUGGCGCACGUUAACGUCAUUCGCGUCGCUCUACUCGACGCCAGACGAGACGGCGAGUUUGCGCGAGCGUAACUUGAUACCACAGAGACGACGAUUCGGCCAGCAUUCUCGCACUUUCCCGAAAGACAAUCCCUCGCGCGGUCGUGAAUGCAAUUCUCCGCUAUCCAACGCAUAUAUAUGACAGAUAUUCAUAAUCUUAACGCUCUCGUCGUAUAUCGACAACAAGAAUUGACCAGAUGAAGAUAAUGUCAGAUGAUGACGCUGCAUUGGAUUCAAUGGAUACUGAGGAAGAAAUCUUUGCUCCUCGCAAUCACAGCUUGGAGUCGAAUGUUAGGCGACCCAAGAGUUUACGCAAACUGAGGUCACAUUCUGGCUCUAAUUCACACAUAACUAGAAACAAUCUGAGUGUACGUCGUAGUACUCGUAAUAGAAUGCAGACUUAUGACAAUCUUAAUACAAGCUGGAUCCUAGGAACGCAAACUUUAAAAGGAUACCCUAUGUUCCAACAACAUCCUUCUUCUUCGGACAAAGAGAUGGUAGAUGACGUUCCUGGUAGAAAACGUGAUGUCCGGGAUCGUAUGCCUUUGAGAUCUCGCGAAAAUCAUCCGCCUAAUAAAAAUCCGACGAGACACGUUAGAGACAGAACGGAACAUGAUCGACAAAAUAGUAGAGAACUUCGAGGUAGAUCCGAUCGCGAGCUCAAAGAAAGGACCGAACCGGAAAAGAAUAUUGGUGAACAAGCGAGAUCAGCGAACGAGGAAAAGGAUACUAGAACAAGAAAAUCCGAUAGUCCGAGCAGAUUCAGAGAAGGUCCUGUAACUAGAUUAUGUGGAAGUAUAAUCGAAAAAAGCGAGAAGCCAAAAGUAGAGCAGGAGGAAGCGGAUGACGAUAGCUCGCGUGAAAGCGAAAAACGGGAUAAUAAUGACAAUUCUGAAAAUGAAGACGGAUAUGAAGAUAUGUACACACGCAUUAAGAGAACGAGGCGCACGGCUCAACGGCAAUUGCCAAGAGUGGUGGAUAGUGAUCUAAGUGAAUCUUCGGAUUCUCCCGGGCCUAGAAAGUAUAGUUUACGUCAGAAAAAACCUACUGUAGAUAGAUUUCAAGCUAAUGUAGAGCCAGUUAGGCGUUCCAUUAGAGCUCUUAGAAGCGUUCUCAGCAAUUCGAUGAGAAGAAGAAAGCAUAGGAGUAAGAGCACGAGUUCCGCCGAUUCUAGUGAUUCCGAGCCGCAACGUUAUGAUAAAAAAAAGGGCAAAAAAGCAAGACAAUCGGCCAUACCGCAAGGUGGUCCACCGGAUCGAAAAGCUGACAUAAAUCCCAUCACUUUAGACACGAACAUUAGAUUUAACGACGUCGGCGGUCUGGAAACUCAUAUUCACUGUCUUAAGGAGAUGGUCAUCUUUCCUAUGAUGUAUCCAGAUGUUUUUGAGAGAUACGACGUUACUCCACCAAAGGGUGUUUUAUUCCAUGGUCCGCCAGGGACUGGCAAGACGCUAAUAGCGAGAGCCUUAGCAAACGAGUGUAGCCAAGGCAACAAGAAAAUGUCCUUUUUCAUGAGGAAAGGAGCCGACUGUUUGUCGAAAUGGGUCGGAGAGUCUGAACGACAACUGAGAUUACUGUUUGAACAAGCUCAACAGAUGAAACCGUCCAUAAUAUUUUUUGAUGAAAUAGACGGUUUGGCUCCUGUCCGAAGUACCAAACAAGAUCAGAUACAUGCUAGUAUCGUAUCUACACUCUUGGCACUUAUGGAUGGUCUCAGUGACAGAGGACAAGUUAUAGUUAUUGGCGCGACAAACAGAAUUGAUGCAAUCGAUCCUGCUCUACGAAGACCCGGUCGUUUCGACCGCGAACUUUUUUUCCCCUUACCGGCCAUGAAGGAGAGAUUAGAAAUUCUGAAGAUUCACGUUAACAAGUGGAAAAAUCCGCCAUCCGAUCAAUUACUGGAGAUACUAGCGGAGAAGGCGACUGGUUAUUGCGGCUCGGACUUGAGAGCCUUAUGUACCGAAGCAGUACUGCAAGGGUUAAGGAGAACUUAUCCGCAAAUUUAUAUGACGAACGACAGAUUAUUGCUAGACCCGGAGAGAGUCGAAGUAAAGAAACGUGACUUUAUACAAGCAAGUUCUAUGCUUGUUCCGUCGUCGCAUAGAGUAGCUCCAUGCGCGGGUAGAAAAUUGCAACCUUUUAUGGAACCACUAUUAGCGCCUCCAUUAGAAGAAUUACUUAAUUUGGUAAAAGGAAUAUUUCCUCAAGCUGUAAAUCCCACAAUGGCAAAAAUGAAAAGUGCGAAAGGUAUCCAUCGCCCAAGAUUAUUGAUUUCGGGCGGUAGUCUGUCCGAGGGUCAGGGACCUCAUUUAGCUCAAGCGUUACUAUAUUGUAUGGAACAUUUACCAGUUCAGAUUUUAGAUGUAAGCACGUUGUUUGCGGAAAGUGCUCGAUCACCGGAAGAAACUUGUGUUCAGGUGUUUAAUGAAGCUACUAGGAACGUACCGUCCGUAAUAUAUAUUCGAUCGAUCAAUCAAUGGUGGCCUCUCGUGCCAGAAACGGUAAAAGCUGUUUUUUUGUGUCGCAUCGCAGCACUUGAUCCUUCAUUGCCAAUUUUAAUUCUUGCAACGAGCGACGCGACAUACCAAGAUCUCCCCGAUCAAUUGAAAAGUUUGUUUAGUGAAUUGCGCGGGGAAGCAUAUUCCAUGAAGACUCCUACCACCGAACAAAGAAGAAAAUUUUUCCGACCCAUUUUUAUGGUCCAGAGUCUAAGACAACCACCGGUCAAAAGCAACAAAGUAGAAGUUUUAGAAACACUGCCAUUAGCACCGAAUCCAUUGCCAAAAAAAUUAACGGAAGAGGAAAAACAGAUCAUGUAUGAGAAGGACGAAGUGUCUCUAAGAGAACUACGAAUUUUCUUAAGAGAAAUAUGCGCUAAAUUAGCGAGAAAUCGACAAUUCUUUAUGUUUACAAAGCCGGUGGACACGGAGGAAGUACCGGAUUACAAUCUGAUAAUAAAGCAACCUAUGGAUCUGGAGACGAUGAUGACCAAAAUCGACAUGAAUUGCUACCUAUGUGCUCGCGAAUUUCUUGACGACAUCGAUCUCAUAUGCAGAAAUGCCCUAGAAUAUAAUCCAGACAGCUUACGUGAUAGGCCCUCCCUCGGAAUAUUAAAGAGGGAUCCCGCGGACAAAUUGAUAAGACAUCGAGCGUGUUCUUUGCGCGAUAAUGCUUACGCUUUAAUAAAAGCCGAACUGGACUCCGAUUUCGAGGACAAGUGUCGCGAAAUUUCGAAGACUCGUCGAAUUUUAGAAAAUAAUUGUGAUAAUGAGGAGAACAAAAAUUCCAAAUCGGAAACUACUACGACGACGAACGAGCGAGCGGAAAAGAAGGAGUCUGUAAAUUCUAGUCAUUCUCUCGUCGUGAACGGAAAGAAAUUCGGUAGUUCGAGGAAGCGUAAAAUACCUGCCUGGGCGCGCGGUUACGUAAAGAAAGUACAUAAGAAGAGGAAGAUCGCUUUCGAUGAGAACGUUACCGAAGCGGUCGCAAACAAAUCAUUAAGCAAUGAGACUACUACUAGUAUUGAUUUAGAAAAAUUCCAAGAAUUCGAAACUGAGGCGAACAGCGUUUUGAAUGGACAUAUGGGAUUGUUUGACAAUACCGAUUCGGAGAAUGAUUCGCAGAACGAAAAUUCAAAGGGGAGUCAAAACUGCACUAUUACGGAUCAACGAAUAGAUAACCUUGAUCAAAUGGAGAUAUGUUUCGUGGAGGAAGAUAAACCAUCGGGAAAUGCCGACUCGAGUUCAUCAUCCCGACGCGAAAGUAUAGACGAAUUGUCAUUUGCUAUCGAGAGCGAUACUAGUCGAGAUAAGAUCGAAGAAAAUGAGAAAGUAACAAUUGAUAAACUCGAACUCGAAAAUGCGUGGCAUUUUACCGUUGAUGUAACGAAGGAGUUUCCUGUCGAGGUAUUGUGCGACAUCUAUGUGCAGUUAAGCAGAUGCGUUGGGAAAUAUGCUCAGAAAUACGAUAGAAAAUCACUGCCAAAGGACUUGCUCAAGGAAGUGGAAAAGUUUACAGAGUACAAGUCACAGCGUCAGUAAAGUACAACACACAGGUAAUGAGAUUAUAUGGAAGAAAAUGCAUAUUGCUGACAAGAUGAAUAUACGUUUAUUAUGACACCUCAGCCACACAUCAGGAGGCUUUUUUUGUAUAUUUAUACUGAACCGAGUGUUAUCAUUGUUAUAUCGAAACUUUGGAAUGCUAUAUUUCUUAGUUGUUAUACUGCCAGAGUCUUUAGAUAAAUAACAACGUAUAUCUGCAAAGCAAUCGCAUUUGUUGUGUAAGAUAACAGGCAAUUAGUUUUAAAUUAAAUAUUGAGUUCCAGGUAUAUAAUUCGAUUGGAUUUUGUACAUAUUCUAAAAAUGCUGUAAAUGUCCAAUCAUGUGAUUAUUGAUAUUUCAUAUGAAAAAUAAGAUAAGAUGAUGUCAGGAUUCUCAAUCAUAUAGCUGGAGUAAUAACAAAAA
Messenger RNA from Pogonomyrmex barbatus (red harvester ant), 4961 nucleotides. RefSeq names its product ATPase family AAA domain-containing protein 2. Gene Ontology annotation, biological process: transcription initiation-coupled chromatin remodeling; nucleosome assembly; nucleosome disassembly. The record is from RefSeq and is a predicted model, not a curated record. NCBI's taxonomy places the organism in Eukaryota, Metazoa, Arthropoda, Insecta, Hymenoptera, Formicidae. Gene Ontology annotation, molecular function: histone binding; chromatin binding; ATP hydrolysis activity. Gene Ontology annotation, cellular component: nucleus.